Messenger RNA from Anastrepha obliqua, 1682 nucleotides. RefSeq lists its product as uncharacterized. The record is from RefSeq and is a predicted model, not a curated record. Bases 175 to 909 code for a protein of 244 amino acids. Gene Ontology annotation, molecular function: nucleic acid binding. The transcript is spliced from 2 exons. NCBI's taxonomy places the organism in Eukaryota, Metazoa, Arthropoda, Insecta, Diptera, Tephritidae.
GAGUUUGUAAAAACGUUAGGGUUAAAAUGGUCACCAGUUGAGGAUUGCUUUCUAUUUCAUUUGGUAGCGGAUAAUAGCGUUAAAACUACAAAGCGUUCAAUUCUAUCAAAAUUGGCAAGUUUUUUUGAUCCGAUAGGUCCCCUCAAUCCUCUGAUUGUAACAUGCAAAAUUUUGAUGCAACAACUGUGGAAGCUGAAGUCGCCAUGGGAUGAUGAGGUCCCACCCGGGAUCAAGGUUCAUUGGGAACUAUUCAAUAAACAACUACCGCUUUUACAAACAUUAAAAAUACCCAGGUAUGCUAAUAUUGAUAUCGAUACUAAACUUCACGCAUUUGCAGAUGCAAGCACUAAGGCAUAUGGAGCAUGUGUGUAUGCAGCAUGGAGUGAUGCAUAUGGUGAGCAUUCGUCACUACUCUGUGCUAAAUCUCGAGUGGCACCAACGAAAGGGAUUACAUUACCUAGGCUAGAACUUUGUGCAGCCCUAAUGGCCGCAGAACUGAUGUCAGCAGUUAACAACAUACUCAAUCUUCCUGGCGCAAAUGUAUACUGCUGGUCAGAUAGCACAAUUGCGCUUGCUUGGAUAGCAGGUGAACCGUCGAGAUGGAACGUUUUCGUGGCCAACAGGGUAGCAAAAAUACAGCAAUUAACGAAAACCUUUUCCUGGAAUCACGUACCAACAGACCAGAAUCCCGCUGAUAUUGUAUCACGUGGAGCAUGUGCCAGCGAACUUUUACGAAAUACACUUUGGUGGCACGGACCAGAAUUUAUCCAACGGAGCUGUGAUUAUUGGCCUUCAGCAGUGCAUGUAUCACAAAACGAAUUACCAGAACAGCGGCUUCAAAGAACUGCAUUAAUUGCUAUUCCAACUUCUGACUUCAUUAGUAAACACAAAAGACAUCCACGCCAUUGAGAUUGGAGAACAACAUCGCAACUCAAAGCUAAUUUCAUUGUCGCCAUUCUUGCAUAAGAACUUACUCAGAGUUGGAGGACGACUUAAAAAUUCAUUAUUGCCUUUUAACAGUAAACACCCAAUUCUACUUCCAUCAUCACACGCAUUUGUAAAUACAUUAAUUCGACAUUUUCAUCAACAUCACUUGCACGCCGGAGUCCAAACGCUUCAAAACAUUUUGAGAGACAAGUUCUGGAUAACAAACGCACGCCAUGUUAUAAGAAGGGUAAUUCACGAUUGUGUAUCCUGCUACCGCAGUAACCCAAUUAUUGCUGAGCAAUUUAUGGGGCAUCUUCCAGCAGAUCGAGUCCAGCAAACUUACCCGUUCGAAGUGACAGGAGUGGAUUAUUGUGGACCUGUCCUUAUAACUCAACGAAUUCGCGGCCGUUCACCAAUUAAGUCUUAUAUUGCAGUAUUUAUUUGUUUUGUAACUAAGGCAGUACACUUAGAAGUUGUACCCAACUUGUCCACACAAGCAUUUAUGUAUAAUUUAAGUAUAAUUUGCUGAUUAUUUUGGAGUAGUUGACUCCAACCGGGGGAGGAUGUUAAGGGUUUAAGGUUUAUUUUCGCAUCACCCACAUUUUGGGCUCACCCUAACUUUAUUUUCGCAUCACCCACAAUUUGGGCUCACCCUAUUCCUUUCACUUCUCUAUCGCUCACAUUUCAUUUCAUCAUUCACUUCGCUCUUCGCUGCUUUACAUAUUGUUGUUAUCGCUCACAUUUCAUUUCAUCGC